CUCAACGGUAACUAGGCAACGAGACGCUUCGCAGGCGCCAACGUUUUAGAGAUUGUGUUUUUCACCCAACAGACCAGUUAAGACUGAAUACAAAGUGUUUUAAACAUACAGUUAUAGACGUUUGAAUGAAAUUACACAAGAAUUGAUAUUGUGGUGGUGUGUUUUCGAUUAAUUUAAUGCGAUAUCUUUCGUAGUCUAUCGUUACUCUUUGGCUAAUUUAGCCGUAAGCAGAGACUUAGCGCCCUCGGCUCGACAAAAUAAGGGGGGAAUCUGUAUGAAGUUGUUAAAAAAUAAAGAUUAAUCUUCCAAGUGUGUGGUUAGACAUCAUGUCAGAUGCUGAAGCUAAGGAAGAGGGCAGGAAGAGUGCAGGAGUUAGAGAAGAAACAGAGGUGACCGGGCAGUCUCAAGUCUACACUGCAACCAGAGACACACUCUUCCCAAAGAAGUUAACUCACACUGGAACACAUGCAUUGUCACUAGAAUGGGUACUUGGGAUGAAUCCUGCUCUUCCUGCCUUCAGUUUGCAAGACCACAAUCAGCUGGUGGUCCUCUAUGCUGGAGCUCAUGUUGGGAUCAUAUACAAUCACACCUCAAACUCCCAGCAUAUACUUCAGGGUCACUGCCGCCCCAUCUCAUGUAUGUGUGUGAGUGAAGACAGACGCUGGAUUGCAACAGCAGACCAGGGGCCGAAGAGCACGGUGAUGAUAUGGGACUCCUACUCUGGCAUUCCUGUGCAUACAUUGUUCGAUUGCCACCCAGGAGGGGGUGUCAUUGCGAUUGCAUUUUCAAGAGACACAAAACAUCUGGUAACCCUCGGGGCCGAGGAAGUUCAAUGCGUGUGUAUUUGGGAUUGGACAAAUGAAACAGAAAAGCCUUUGUGCUUUACUGAACUCAAUCCUAAACAUGGUUUUCAAGAUUACAUCAUUUUUAAUCCAAAUGAUAGCACUCAGCUGCUCAGCAGCAGUGAACGCCAGGUGUUAUUUUACAGCAGGGCCCUGGGAAGUCUGCAAUACUUUGCCCUGAAGCUUAAGAAGCCUUCUCCUAAAACUGUCAACAUGGCUGGCGGGUCACUCAGCCAGUCUGUGUUUCACUGGAGAGAGUCUCAGAUCCUAACAGCGACUGCAGCAGGCAGCCUCGUGGUGUGGGUUGUGACGGAAGACUUAGCUGCAAACCAAAGCCUCCCCGGUGACAGAGUCAAGCUCAUUUGCCUUCAAAAAGAUCCGAUCACUGCCCUCACUGUAACUGACAGCUGUAUCGUAACUGGUGACACUCAAGGUCAUAUCAAGUUUUAUGAUGAAGCUUUCAUGCUUCUCACUUGGUACAGUGAAUUCAACCUGGACGCUAUUGUUUCCAUUUCCUUUUCCAAAGAGUGUACAGAGGGAUACCUGGAGGACUGCGCUUUGGACGCAAAACCUUUAAUCAUCAGGAACUUUGUUGUGUCCACAGUAAGUUCCACAGUAGUACAUGUGAAUGUGCAGAAAGGCAUCCCUCAAAUCCUGCUACAUGAGAAUUGUGAGCCUCUACAUGCAGUGGCCUGCCACCCCAAACAGCCAGCUGUGGCCAUGGGCAAUCAAAGGGGUGUUUUAAAAGUGUGGGACUAUGACAACAAAGUGGCCAUCUGCAGCAGGGUCUUCGAGACAGAGAAGCAGAUCCAGUGUGUCACUUUUGACCCUCAAGGAAUAUACCUGGCAGUUGGCUUUGGCAGUGGAGCUGUUCACAUACUGAACCCCAGCACUUUACAAAGUGAUCCAGAGGAGUGUUUCCAUUACACUGAAGACGGCAUCCAUCACAUCACUUUCUCCUCAGACUCAAAGUAUCUUGCCACUGCGGAUGCCGGAAAAGCAGUGACGGUGUUCCACUUGCAGACUAAUAAAGGCUCUUUGCCUCAUUGGACGUACAUGGGCAGAUAUCACUCCCACUACAAGCCCAUCAAAGACCUUCUUUUUGGGGUUCACCUGGACAGCACCCAACCCAGACUGCUCUCUCUGGGAAUGGACCGCCGACUGGUGGAGUAUGACCUGGAAAACAGUGAUGUGAAUAAGCUUCUCAUCUUAAACUCGGAGCGCCUUGACCAAAGCGCUGUGCCGAUGUGCAUGACUUGGUAUCCUCCCCUCACUACGGAGCAAUUUCUUCUCAUUGCCUCGGACCAAUACAAGAUGAAGCUUUUCAACAGCACUACCAAGAUGUGCAGAAAGACUCUCCUUGGCCCAGCAUAUGGCUCUCCCAUUAAGAAAAUGGUGGUCCUUCCCACGUCUAAAGAACCCGAGACGAACUCAUAUUACCUGGUCUACAUCACAGAAGACAAGGUGGGUCUCCAGAUUUUCCCUCUGGAUGGGAACCCGUACAAGUCCAAUGCUUUGAUCUGCCAUCCAACAGGGGUGUCUGCUUUUGCCUGCUCCUACGACGGCCGGUUUGUUUUCACUGCAGGAGGACCUGACCGCACUGUCCUGUCAUGGGAGAUAAGCUUGAAUGCAUUGGAGGCAGCAGCUGCCUUGGGAGGAAAGGACCUGUUACCCUUUUACACUCUUUUAGAGGGAGGCAGACAUGGCAAGUUCUACAGGGAGAUGGAGGACUUUUUCUAUUACUGCCAAAUCCAUCAUCAAGGCAUUGACUCAAUGGAGAAACGACAGCUGUCUACCAAAAUCCCCCUGUCAGAGGUUCCCUCUCUAAUGAGAGCUUUGGCCUACUUCCCUACUGAGCAAGAGAUAGAAGAUAUGCAUAACGAGGUCAAGUUCAGCAAGUAUGCCGAAACAGGAAAAUAUGUGACCGACAUCGACCUAGAGGAGUUCAUCAAACUGUAUGUCAACCACCGACCAGCCUUCGGCAUCUCUAGCGAUGAGCUUGCUCAAGCUUUUCAUGUCCUUGGUGGCCGUGAUAGCGCAGGACAGCGUGUUCUGCAGAGACAUGAGCUGCUAGAACUUCUACAGGCUCGAGGAGAACACAUGACAGAGGAAGAGGUGGCAGAGUGUUUCACAAUUCUUUUAGGCCUCAAUGAAGAGGAAGAGGAAGAAGGAGGAGAAGAGGAACGUUCUGCUCAUGGCAUUUUUAAAUCUGACAGUGGAGAUUCAGAAUAUUUGCUGGAGUGUGUGAUCCCAGAUGAGAUAUCUGUGGAGACAUUUACAGGUCACAUCCUAGGCUUCCCGUCCUCAGCAGAGCAGAGCGACAGGUCUUCCCCUCCAGAGUGAUCAAAGCAACAAAGUGUCUGCUAGUCUAAGAGUUGUGUUGGUGACGAACCUCAGACUCUCUCCUGCUCUUUUUAAAAGUUUCUUUCCAAAACAUGCCCUCACAGAGAUACUGGAAUUUUUAUGUAUUUGAAUUAAAACUCUAAAAAUAUUAAAAAGGUAGAUCCUCA
Siniperca chuatsi (mandarin fish) is the source of this 3352-nucleotide messenger RNA. RefSeq names its product cilia and flagella associated protein 251 (gene cfap251). The record is from RefSeq and is a predicted model, not a curated record. Gene Ontology annotation, cellular component: sperm flagellum. Lineage: Eukaryota; Metazoa; Chordata; Actinopteri; Centrarchiformes; Sinipercidae. The transcript has 20 exons. Gene Ontology annotation, molecular function: protein binding. The coding region runs from base 327 to 3185 and encodes 952 amino acids.